This is a messenger RNA of Leptosomus discolor (cuckoo roller), 724 nucleotides long. NCBI's taxonomy places the organism in Eukaryota, Metazoa, Chordata, Aves, Leptosomiformes, Leptosomidae. The record is from RefSeq and is a predicted model, not a curated record.
AUAAGUGUAUACGGAGCACAGUUGUCAUCAGAAGCUUGCAGAGAGCUGGGCUUCUCCAGUAACUUGCUAUGCAGUUCCUGCAACCUUCUUGGCCAGUUCAAUCUGAAUCAGUUGGACCCCUUCUGCCGGCAGUGCUGCCAAGAAGAAGCUCAGUUGGAAACCAGAAAGCUUUAUGCAGGAGCUGUCCUGGAGGUAUGUGGAUGAAAAUUGGGAAGGUUCCCUCAAGUCCAGGCUUUUGUCAGGAGUGAUAAGCCAAAACUCUUCAGGGGACUGCAAAUCAAGUACGUGCGCGGUUCUGACCCUGUACUGAAGCUGCUGGAUGACAGCGGGAACAUUGCAGAAGAACUGAGCAUCCUCAAGUGGAAUACCGAUAGCGUGGAAGAAUUUCUGAGUGAAAAAUUAGAACGUCUAUAAAUCACUUGCUUUCAGUCCUCUUUCCUUUUCCUGUUUUGUCAUGGUGAGCUGCUCAGAUGAAGUGUCCUACCCUUGAAAAAAACCAGUCCAGCUUCUAUAUUAAUUUUAAGGUGCUGCACCAAACAUCUUGGCAUUAGAAGGGGAAGCUUCAGCACACAUAUCUGACAAGCUGACAAACAGAAUAGCUUGUCUUAAGGUAUUUCAGCUCUUAAAUGCAUUUAUCACUAACAAAAUGCUUUGUUUCAACGUUAAUUAUGCAAAUAUCAGCUUGUUAUAAUUGGACCUGCUUUUACAAAUGCUCUUCAAACUG